This is a messenger RNA of Equus quagga, 10699 nucleotides long. RefSeq names its product microtubule associated serine/threonine kinase family member 4 (gene MAST4). The record is from RefSeq and is a predicted model, not a curated record. Gene Ontology annotation, biological process: peptidyl-serine phosphorylation; intracellular signal transduction. NCBI's taxonomy places the organism in Eukaryota, Metazoa, Chordata, Mammalia, Perissodactyla, Equidae. Bases 253 to 8211 code for a protein of 2652 amino acids. Gene Ontology annotation, molecular function: ATP binding; protein serine/threonine kinase activity; magnesium ion binding. The transcript has 31 exons.
AGGAUCGGGCAGCGCCGAGCGCGGACCUGAGCUGGCAUGUCCCCGCGCGCGGGAGCCCCCGUCGGCCGCCGGGCCCGGGCGGCGGCUAACUUGGCGGCAGGCUCCGGCGGCCGUGCCGCGGCCAUGUAGUCGCCGGCGGGGCUCCCCGUAGCCCGGGAGCGGCAGCGAGAGCCUGCCGGAGCCGAGCCUCCUCGGCUUUCCCCGGAGGCUCGGAGGGCGCGCCUCGGGCCACACUUCGGGCCCGGGAGGGAAAUGGGGGAGAAAGUUUCUGAGGCGCCGGAGCCGGUGCCCCGCGGUUGCAGCGGCCACGGCGCCCGGACUCCCGCCCCUGCGGCGGCCGCCGCGUCCUCGCCGGGUGCUUCCUCGGCCGAGUCCUCCUCGGGCUCAGAAACUCUGUCGGAGGAAGGGGAGCCCGGCGGCUUCUCCCGCGAGCAGCCGCCGCCGCCGCCGGGCGGCGCCCUGGGUGCUUGUCCGCCGGCCGCGUGGGCUCCCGCGCGCGCGGUGCUCGAGCUUGGAGUCCCAGCGCCACCGCCGCCGCUCCCCGGAGGAGCCGCGCCGCCCGCGCCCCGGGGCAGCAGCACGUCCCGGGAGGAGCAGGAUGAGGAGCUUGACCACAUUUUAUCCCCUCCACCCAUGCCAUUUCGGAAAUGCAGCAACCCAGAUGUGGCUUCUGGCCCUGGAAAGUCACUGAAGUUUAAAAGACAGCUGAGUGAGGAUGGACGACAGCUGCGGCGGGGAAGCCUGGGAGGGGCGCUGACUGGGAGGUACCUCCUUCCAAAUCCAGUUGCAGGUCUGGCCUGCCCAGCCUCGGUGGAGACGUCCAACCUCCUGCGCAUGCGCAGCCAGGCCCUGGGCCAGUCGGCACCUUCGCUCACGGCCAGCCUGGAAGGGCAGCCUCCGAAGAGCCAUUUCAACUCAGCCCGACAUCGCCAGAGACUAGUGGACCCAGCUGCUUCAAAAAAGGAGCUGAGUCUCCCCAGAAGAGGAAGUUUGAUAGAUUCCCAGAAGUGGAAUUGCUUGGUCAAACGUUGCCGAACAAGCAACCGGAAGAGCUUGAUAGGCAAUGGGCAGUCACCAGCAUUGCCUCGACCGCACUCACCUCUCUCUGCUCAUGCAGGAAAUAGCCCUCAAGAUAGUCCAAGAAAUUUCUCCCCCAGUGCCUCAGCCCAUUUUUCAUUUGCACGAAGGACUGAUGGACGCCGCUGGUCCCUGGCUUCUCUCCCCUCCUCUGGCUAUGGGACAAACACGCCCAGCUCCACGGUCUCGUCAUCCUGUUCCUCCCAGGAGAAGUUGCAUCAGUUACCAUACCAACCAACGCCAGAUGAAUUACACUUCUUAUCGAAACAUUUUUGCACAACUGAAAGCAUCGCCACGGAAAACAGAUGCAGGAACACCCCCAUGCGCCCCCGUUCCCGAAGCCUGAGCCCUGGACGUUCUCCCGCCUGCUGUGACCAUGAAAUAAUUAUGAUGAACCAUGUCUACAAAGAAAGGUUCCCAAAGGCCACGGCUCAGAUGGAAGAACGACUAAAGGAAAUUAUCACCAGCUACUCUCCUGACCAUGUCCUUCCCCUUGCGGAUGGAGUGCUCAGUUUCACUCACCAUCAGAUUAUUGAACUGGCUCGAGAUUGCUUGGAUAAAUCCCACCAGGGUCUCAUCACCUCACGAUACUUCCUUGAAUUACAGCACAAAUUAGAUAAGUUGCUACAGGAGGCUCAUGAUCGUUCAGAAAGUGGAGAAUUAGCAUUUAUUAAACAGCUAGUUCGAAAGAUCCUAAUUGUUAUUGCCCGCCCUGCUCGGUUAUUAGAGUGCCUGGAAUUUGAUCCUGAAGAAUUUUACUACCUAUUGGAAGCAGCAGAAGGCCAUGCAAAAGAAGGACAGGGUAUUAAGACCGACAUUCCCAGGUACAUCAUUAGCCAGCUGGGGCUCAAUAAAGAUCCCUUGGAAGAAAUGGCUCAGUUGGGAAACUAUGAUAGCGGGACAGCAGAAACACCAGAAACAGAUGAAUCAGUGAGUAGCUCUAAUACUUCCCUGAAACUUCGACGGAAACCUCGCGAAAGUGAUUUUGAAACGAUUAAAUUGAUUAGUAAUGGAGCCUAUGGGGCAGUCUACUUUGUUCGGCAUAAGGAAUCCCGACAGAGGUUUGCCAUGAAGAAGAUUAAUAAACAGAACCUCAUCCUCCGAAACCAGAUCCAGCAGGCCUUUGUGGAACGGGAUAUCCUGACUUUUGCAGAAAACCCUUUUGUCGUCAGCAUGUAUUGCUCCUUUGAAACAAGGCGCCACCUGUGCAUGGUCAUGGAAUAUGUGGAAGGGGGCGACUGUGCUACCUUAAUGAAGAACAUGGGUCCUCUCCCUGUCGAUAUGGCCAGGAUGUACUUUGCUGAGACAGUCCUGGCCUUGGAAUAUCUCCAUAAUUAUGGAAUUGUACACAGGGACUUGAAACCAGACAACUUGUUGGUCACCUCCAUGGGGCACAUAAAGCUGACAGAUUUUGGAUUAUCCAAGGUGGGACUGAUGAGCAUGACUACCAAUCUUUAUGAGGGUCACAUUGAAAAGGAUGCUCGAGAGUUCCUGGACAAACAGGUCUGCGGCACACCUGAAUACAUUGCACCAGAAGUGAUUCUGAGGCAGGGAUACGGGAAGCCGGUGGACUGGUGGGCCAUGGGGAUUAUCCUCUAUGAAUUUCUGGUUGGAUGCGUGCCAUUCUUUGGGGACACUCCAGAAGAGCUAUUUGGACAAGUCAUCAGUGAUGAGAUCAACUGGCCUGAGAAGGAUGAGGCGCCCCCACCUGAUGCCCAGGAUCUGAUUACCUUGCUUCUCAGGCAGAAUCCCCUGGAGAGACUGGGAACAGGUGGUGCGUAUGAAGUCAAACAGCAUCGGUUCUUCCGUUCUUUAGACUGGAACAGUUUGCUGAGACAGAAGGCAGAAUUUAUUCCCCAACUGGAAUCCGAAGAUGACACAAGUUAUUUUGAUACUCGGUCAGAGAAGUAUCAUCACAUGGAGACCGAGGAAGAGGAUGACACGAAUGAUGAAGACUUUAACGUGGAGAUAAGGCAGUUUUCCUCAUGUUCACAUCGGUUUUCAAAAGUUUUCAGCAGUAUAGAUCGAAUAACUCAGAAUUCAGGAGAAGAGAAGGAAGACCCUGCGGACAAAACAAAAAGCACAACUUUGCCAUCCACAGAAACGUUAAGCUGGAGUUCAGAAUAUUCUGAAAUGCAACAGUUAUCCACAUCCAACUCUUCAGAUACAGAAAGCAACAGACGUAAACUCAGUUCUGGCCUGCUUCCCAAACUGGCUAUUUCGGCAGAGGCAGGACAAGAUGCAGCUGCUUCCUGCCCUGGAGACCCCCACGAGGAGCCAGAAAAGCCAGCCCUUCCUCCUGCAGAGUGUACUCAGGAGGAGCCCGAGGUCACCACCCCAGCCAGCACCAUCAGCAGCUCCACUCUGUCAGUUGGCAGUUUUUCAGAGCACUUGGAUCAGAUAAAUGGACGAAGCGAGUGUGUGGACAAUACAGAUAAUUCCUCAAAGCCAUCCAGUGAACCCGCUUCCCACAUGGCUCGGCAGCGAUUAGAAAGCACAGAGAAAAAGAAAAUCUCGGGGAAAGUCACAAAGUCCCUUUCUGCCAGUGCUCUGUCCCUCAUGAUCCCAGGAGAUAUGUUUGCUGUGUCUCCACUGGGAAGCCCAAUGUCUCCCCAUUCCCUGUCCUCCGACCCUUCUUCUUCACGAGAUUCCUCUCCCAGCCGGGAUUCUUCAGCGGCUUCUGCCAGUCCCCAUCAGCCCAUUGUGAUCCACAGUUCAGGGAAGAACUAUGGCUUCACCAUCCGCGCCAUCCGGGUGUACGUGGGAGACAGUGACAUCUACACGGUGCACCACAUCGUUUGGAAUGUAGAAGAAGGAAGUCCAGCAUGCCAGGCUGGACUGAAGGCUGGGGACCUGAUCACGCACAUCAAUGGAGAACCGGUGCAUGGACUUGUCCACACAGAAGUGAUAGAGCUGUUGCUAAAGAGUGGAAAUAAGGUGUCAAUCACUACUACUCCAUUUGAAAACACGUCAAUCAAAACGGGACCAGCCAGGAGAAACAGCUAUAAGAGCCGGAUGGUGAGGCGGAGCAAGAAAUCUAAGAAGAAAGAAAGCCUAGAAAGGAGGAGAUCCCUUUUCAAAAAACUAGCCAAGCAGCCUUCUCCUUUACUCCACACCAGCCGAAGUUUCUCCUGUCUGAACCGAUCCCUGUCAUCCGGGGAGAGCCUCCCGGGGUCUCCCACUCACAGCUUGUCUCCCCGAUCCCCUACGCCAAGCUAUCGCUCCACCCCCGACUUCCCAUCUGGUACUAACUCCUCCCAGAGCAGCUCCCCAAGUUCCAGUGCCCCCAAUUCCCCAGCGGGGUCAGGACACAUCCGGCCCAGCACUCUCCAUGGUCUGGCCCCCAAACUCAGCGGGCAGCGAUACCGGUCCGGCAGGCGCAAGUCUGCCGGCAACAUCCCACUCUCCCCGCUGGCCCGGACACCCUCUCCAACGCCACAGCCCACCUCCCCGCAGCGCUCACCAUCGCCUCUGUUGGGACACUCACUGGGCAAUUCCAAGAUCUCUCAAGCCUUUCCUAGCAAAAUGCACUCCCCUCCCACCAUCGUCAGGCACAUCGUGCGGCCCAAGAGCGCAGAACCCCCGCGGUCCCCGCUGCUCAAGCGCGUGCAGUCGGAGGAGAAGCUCUCUCCCUCCUAUGGCAGUGACAAGAAGCACCUGUGUUCCCGCAAGCACAGCCUAGAAGUGACCCAGGAGGAGGUGCAGCGAGAGCAGUCGCAGCGGGAGGUGACCUUGCAGAGCCUGGAGGAGAACAUGUGUGACGCGCCUUCGCUCAGCCGGGCCCGGCCCGUGGAGCAAGGCUGCCUGAAGCGCCCAGUCUCCCGGAAGCUGGGAAGGCAGGAGUCUGUGGACGACCUGGACCGAGAGAAGCUGAAGGCCAAGGUGGUGGUGAAGAAACCAGACGGCUUCCCUGAGAAGCAAGAAGCCCACCAGAAAUCCCACGGACUUGGAAGUGAUUUGGAAAACCUGUCUACUUUUAGGUUAGAAGAGAGGGAGAAGAAAAUGUAUCCCAAGGCUUUAGAAAGGUCAAAUCACUUUGAAAGCAAAGCAGCCAUGCAGGAGACCCAGUCCCUGGGCAGUCUGCUGAAAGAUGCUCUCCACAAGCAGGCCAGUGUGCGGGCCAGUGAGAGUAUCACCUCGGAUGGGGCAGCAGCUGGCUACGGCCCAGCACCCGGGGACCACAGCCAGGGCACCUGUGACUUCAAACGAGCCUCCACUCCUGGUACUCUCCAAGACAGUCUCUGUCACUCCACUGACAGGUCCACCUCUGGGAAGGGGGACAACACGGAGAAGGCCCCCCAGGCCAAGGAGUGUCUCCGAUGUGAGAAGUUAGACAGCAAGCUGGCUAAUAUUGAUUACCUCCGAAAGAAAAUGUCACUUGAAGACAAAGAUGACAGCCUCUGCAGUGUGUUGAAGCCCAAGGUGACAUCUAGUACCCAUGAAUGCCUGCUCGGAAACCCCGUCCGGCCAGCGGGCGGGCAGCAGGAGCCCCUGCCAGCCUCCGAGAGCCGAGCAUUCAUCAGUAGCGCCCACGCAGCUCAGCUUAGUGCUGUCUCUUUUGUCCCUCUCAAGGCCUUAGCUGGCCGGGUGGACAGUGGAGCCGAGAAGCCGGGCCUAGUUGCUCCUGAGUCACCUGUCCGGAAAAGCCCCUCGGAGUAUAAGCUGGAAGGUAGGUCUGUGUCAUGCCUGAAGCCAAUUGAGGGCACUUUGGACAUUGCUCUCCUGUCUGGACCUCAAGCCUCCAAGACAGAGCUGCCUUCCCCAGAGCUCGCACAGAGCCCCAGCCCGGGCAGUGACGUGGGGCCAUCUCUGCCACCGGCGCUCCCCAGCAGUGGCGGGAAGAGAGGUGAAGUUUCUAGUCAGAGGGAGCCUUCCCCUGCCAACUUCAAGACGAAUAAAUCCUACCUGCUUGAGCCUCGGUUCCAACCACCCAGUCGGGGUCUCCAGAACUCACAAGCAUCUUCUCUGCCUGACCCAGAGCUAAAGCAGGACAGGAAAGUCUCUCAUGCUGCCAGGAGCCCCAUGACAGUUGCGGAAGGUGGUCCCCAGCGGAGAGAGGGUGGCCCCAGCAAACACCAAGACCACAGCCCCGACACCACACUCCUCCCCUUCCUGGGGCAGAACCUCCAUGGCGCCGACCCACCCAGGCUGCACAGCCCGCUCCCACCCGAAGGUGCCCCCUUGAGGGAGAAGCAGGGACAGAGGGAAUCGUCUGAAAGGGGCCCUUCCACAGCCAGAAGCGAGUGGACUAGUGCAAGGGCUGAUGUCCGCAGAGACCCCUCUGCGGAGCUGCAACCUCCAGAAGAUGCUAAGACCAGUGACAAGUCCAAAAAUCUCCCCUCUGUGAGCAGAGCCUACCCAGAUUUCUACACACAGACCCAGGCCGUGGAGAAAACGUGGGAGCCUUGUGGGAAAACGAUCCACAAAGAUGGCCGAGAGGAGGGGAGGCUCCUGGCCAGAGAGGACUCCUCUUUGUAUUCAGUGGGGACUCCUUGGGACAGGGAGCUGGGCAAGGGAAGACGUGGCAUGGAACCCAAGCUUGAAGCACCCCCUGCCAGGCAGUCUCUGCAGCCACCCGGAACUGGGAGUGGGAAGAGUGAAAAGCUCUCCGGUUUCCCAUCUUUGCAGAAAGACAGUCCCAAGGAAACAGAAAGGAAAGAACAGCCUCUACAAAAGCAUCUUAGCAGUAGCUCUCAGCCCCCACUGAUCACCAAAGAACUGCCCAGCCUGGUCGCUCGGCAGCAUUGCAAUUCACCAAGCCACCCUUCAGGCAGAGAGCCCGGGAGCAAGCCCUGUGCUGCAGAACCCAGCCCGGGCCUGCAGGGCCCUCCCAAGCCUGCUGCUGUGCACAGUGAAAGCAGCCCCCACAAGCCCAGGCCUGGCCCUGACCCGGGCCUGCCAAAGUCUAAGCACGCAGACAGGCCCCUCUCCUCGCAGAAGCCGAGCGCUGGGGCUGCGGCGGGACAAGAGCCUGGCGCCCAGCCGCUCGGGGGCCCAAGCCGCGAGGGCAAGGGCAGCGCUAAGGAUGUGGUGGGUGCGCUCCCUGCCCUCCUAGGCUCCCGGCACGCAGCCGUCGAUGCGGUGAGCCAGGGACCAAGUGGGUCGUCAGCCCCACUGCACACCGAAGGGGGUCCUCUAGACAACAAGCUGAAACCCGCCAGUGGUGGGCGCACCCCCGAGAUGCUGGAGAAGCCCGCGCACCUGCCACGGCAAGGACCCCCGGGCCUUCGUGAAUCGGUGGACCAGAAACCUCCCACUGUCAGUGAAAAGCAGAACCUGUCUCCAAAGCACCCCAAACCAUCCACUGUGAAAGACUGCCCCCCUCUGUGCAGACAGACGGACAAGAGCCCCAGUCCGCAGGCGCCGCCCGCGGACAGGAAGGCCGAGGGCCCGAGGGGCUGGGAGGCGGCGGGCGCGGCGCUGGAGGGCCGCCUUCCCCCGGCUCCCGGCGGCGAGGCCCGGCCCAGAGGCGACGAGCGGCCGGCGGCGGCGGGCAAGGGCUCCCCAGAGGCCAAGCGGAAAGGGCUGGGUCCCCAAAAGCCGCAGAGCGAGGCAGACAAGCCCGGCGGCAUGAAACGCUCGGCCUCAGCCACCGCGCAGAGUGCUGUCCGCUCUGCUGCCCCCGCGGAGAAGUCUCUGAGCCCCUCCUCCGGCCCCGCUGAAGCCAGACCCGUGGGCCGCGAGGCCUCCGCCACCAGCGGCGACGCCUCUGCCACCAAGGCCAGCGGGGCCACGGCCGAGCCCGAGGCCUCCAGCAACAGGGACCAUAGGAAGUCCCUGCCUGGGGGGGAUGGCAGAACCCAAAUGACCAAGAGCGACUCCAUGCCGUCCUUCCGGAGCUCCACCGUCACUCUGGAGUGGCACCACCCCAACCCAAAUGUGGCAGGGGGAGCCGGCCCCCAGGACAGGGCCCUCUCAGUAACUGCCACCAUAGGAGAAACCAAAGGGAAAGAGCCUGGCCCGGCCCAGCCUCCUCAGACUAGGAAACAGACCGUGGGCAGAGAGGUGACCAAGCUGUGCCCAGCGCCCACCGCUGACCGCCCGGUCGCCCUUCCCUCUGAGAAGGACUCUGUGGUCCGGCAGAGGCGGGGCAAGGAGAGCGGGCGGGGCAGCCCUCAGAAAAAGGCCUCGUGAGGACACAGGGCCCCUGGGGACCCGGGAGACCCGACCGGAGCGUGUCACUGAGUCUUGACUACCUUGUGAAACCAGCACUGUGUGGGCAUGUCUGCCAGGCCGAGCCUGGAGCCUCAGUGAGAAGGGGAGAGAGAAGGAAGUGGGGGAAAGAGAGACGGGACUUCUUCCAAAUGCCUUCCCGAUUGUAACCGGUAAAACUGUUACCAGAGAGUGUUUGUACAAAAAAAAAAAACCUUUACAGUUGAGGGUUGUCGAGGAAAAAGAUUUUCUCUGUAAAUAUCUAGCAACGCGUUUGGUUUGGGAUGUGGAGGUAAUACCUUGCUGCUGAUUGCGUUGUUCACUCCAGCUUUUUUUAAAAUGAGGUUUUUGCUUUACCACUUAUGAUGUAGUAAUGACGCAAAAGGGUUACAACGGGAUGUAUGUAAAAGUAGAGAUGCGCCCAUGUUCAUGUGUGAACACAUCCACCCACAUGUUUUGGUUUGUGGUUUAAGAGAAUAUUUCAAGGCUACAUUUUGCUAAGUUAAAACAGUCUACGUAGAGUUAAAGAUGAAAGAAAGCCCUAAAUACCGUAGAUUGUGACUUUUAUGUUUUUUUUUAACCAGAGAUUUUGAUAGUACUGUAUCUGGCCUACCUAUGUUUCCAGAUCUAAAGCAAGAAUUACUCUAAUGGCUGCAUUUGGAAUCCUCCUCCAUUAGGAAUGGCCAGAAAAAUGGAGCUAGCGGCUUUCAUUUCAUAGUCAUCCUAAUGGACAUUUUGAUCCUGGGUCCAACUGUCUGAAAGGCUAGUUGUCCUUGUCUGUGGUGUGUACGUCGGGUCUUCACCCUAGGCGGAGCGGGGGCUAUGAACACACGUCGACUGCGUUUCUGUUCUCUUGCUUUUCCUCCUUCUCAUGCUCUUAAACUCAGGCCUUUAUGCUAUGAGUCACUAGUCCAAGAAGCACACAGUUUGUAGGAGUUCUGUACCAGCCCUGCUUUUGAGCAAAAAGGAAAAUUCCUGGCUGCACACAAGUCUGCGAGUACUUAGGUUGAGUAAUAAGCAUCAGGCAUUGGAAGAAAUGUUAAAUUUGCUUUUUUGAGGAAAAGGGGGGUGGAUUUUGGCAUCAUAGCAUAUAUAUUAAGGAAUAAUCAGGACAUCAGAUACAUUUUAAUACAUAGCUGGGGCCUUAUGUUGUAGAUGAAGCUUGCUGUUUUUAGCAAGUUCCUGGGUUUCACAUUCCUUUCUGAUGCAUCGAGUAGCUCCAUACAUUUCAUAACAUGGUCUCUUUAUUUGUAUGCAAAAAAAAAAUACUGUAUUAAUAAAGAGCAGCAUUUUUGUAACAAAAAGACUUGUUGGAGCUAUUUGGUGCUUGAAUGUGACUGUCCUUUUUACUUUUGCUAAGCCUUAUUUAAAUUUUGUAUACCAUGGGAUAUGUAGAAUUUGUCAAAUCACUUUAGUGCUGAGGGGGUUUUUUGUUUGUUUUUUGUUGCAGUUUUUCCUGGUGGCUUGUUUUCUAUUGUAAGACAGCACUUGCUGACAUAAGUACUAAGGCACUAAGAGAAACACACACAGAUAAGUAUUUAUAAGUUGCUUGGGAUCCAUAGCAGGAUUUUUUGUUUUGUAAGAGAAAAAAAUUGUCAUUAAAUACUAAUCUAGCACCCUAACCCCCUCGGAGAUGUCUUAGUAUCUUCAGGCUAUAAAAUUGUUCAUCUAAGCGCAGCAACAUCUUACAGCCCUGUGGAUUGUAAAUCAUUUACCUUUACCGAGGCUAUAAACUCCGCUCCAAAAACAAAGGCAUCAUUUAAUCUACUGCCUGGUUGUCCUUCAUUGUAAGAUAGGUUGACAACGGCAAAACAGGAAAGAGUCUCCUUGUCCCUCACCUUUUUCCCCAUGCAGUUUUAGCCAUUCCCCGUUACUAUGUUGUGAAAUUGUAGAAGAAACAAAUACUUUACGAGAACUUCAAUGAGUUUCAAAAGCGGUCUCAGCAUUUAUAAUUCGGAUCUGUGUUUGGCGGUUGUCAUAACGCAAUCCUUCUGCACUCAGACAUCGAGACAGGUCUAUCGGGGAGGUAGUUCAUGGUUUACAGCCUUUGCUUUUUAACUGUCCAGUUUCCUUUAAAGCACAACUAGCUGCUUGUUUACAAAUGAUAUUUUUAUGUAUAUUUUGUAUAGUGUAUUAUCAUUUUUGCCAAAUAUGUUUUUGCAUUUUGGAUGAGUAAAGAGUACCUGAGGUUGCAUUCAUGUAGUCCCUGUUUGUUGUAAACCUCUCCAAUCAGCUGGUAGAAGUUCUCCUGUGUUCUCCUUGGUCCGUCUCCUGUGAUUGUAAGAUGUGCUCCUCGGUAGUACUCCCAGCUGUAGAUUUACCAGCUUAAAAGUUUGUUAGGAUCUGUGCAAUAAAGUGUUUGCGGUCUUAUUUUCUCUAAGAAAUUCCCUAUGGAUGUCAUAAUUGUUGUAUAUUGAACAAAUAUUUAUACUUAUGCAGUUGCAUAACAUUGAAAUAAAAAUUUAGCAUG